UCGUCUUUAAGUCCAGCAUUCACGGAGCACCUUGGAUGCAUGCUCAUCUGCCACGUCUGCGCGCCUGAUCCCCCCCCCGUCUGCUUCAGUCCUCCUCUCUUCCUCCAUCUAGCUCGACCUAAGCUCAACGAUGGAGUCGCAGGACACCGUUCAGUCAAUCAGCGCUGAUGAGAUUGCUUUAUACGAUCGCCAGAUUCGCCUGUGGGGAGUCAAAGCCCAGGAAAAGUUGCGAUCAGCAAAUAUACUCCUCAUCACAAUCAAAGCGUUAGCCAACGAGGUUGCCAAGAACCUCGUGUUGGCGGGUAUAGGGUCGUUAACUAUCGUCGACCAUGACGUCGUCAAGGAAGAAGACCUAGGUGCUCAGUUUUUCCUGUCGGAAGCUCACAUUGGCCAAAAUCGCGCACAAGCAGCUGGUCCCCAGAUACAUUCUAUGAACCCUAGAGUCCGCAUCCACAUCGAUACAGAUGAUAUCCGUACCAAGUCGCAAGAGUUCUUCGCUAAAUUCGAUAUCAUAAUCGCUACCGAGUUAGAUUUCCAAACAUACACCACAAUAAAUGCACUCUGUCGUCUGACCAGGCGCCCAUUCUACGCGGCGGGACUCCAUGGAUUCUACGGUUACGUCUUUGCGGACUUGAUCCAGCACGAUUUCGUCAUCGAACGCUCCAAGUCCAACGUGCCCUCACCGCAGCAGGAGACACCGACACGCAGCAUCCUGAACAUUACGACCAAGAAAGAAAAUGACAAGAUCAUCGAGAUGGUGACCAAACGGGAGAAAUAUUCCGAGCUGAUCCUAGCGAACACCUCUCCUCUCCCCAAUGAGCUAACACGCUUGCCCCGGAGGCGCAAGAAGAUAACACCUCUGCUCACCUGCCUCCGCGCACUAUGGGAAUUUCAAAAGCUCACUGGUGGCCGCUUACCCAUCAUAGACUCCCGCCAGGACUUGGAACUCUUCACGAAACUCGCCCGUGAUCGCCACCAUGAGCUAAAACUCGACAUCACUACUCUCAGUUCCGAGUUCCUGCGUACCUUCCUGCAGAAUCUGGGAAGCGAACUGAGUCCCGUUGCCGCCUUCCUGGGGGGUUGUCUCGCGCAGGACGUCAUUAACGUGCUGAGUGCAAGAGAGCAACCGCUACAGAACCUUUUGCUAUUCGAUGGCGAGAAGUCCGAAGCACCCAUCUACUCCCUUCACCCGUUUUUCCCCUCUGAGACUGCGGCGAACUCGCUGGCUGCUAUUCCGCCUGUUACCAAUGCAAUUUCACUAGACGGCGCCUAAUGACUUGCACACGAGCUUGGACUUGAAGCACUAAACCGAUCAAGGAUAGUCGAUGGUCCAUAUUCCUAAUGACAUUCAUUUACAGGUAGGGAACGAGAAACUUUAUGAUUUUCAGGAAUUUGUCCUUUCCCCCCUAUGCCUCUUUAUUCAGUAGAAAAGUAAUUGGUUUCAGAAAAUCUUUUGUUUUUAAUAGAAAAAGGCCCGGCAUCCAAGAGACGCCCGGUGAAUAUGACGACUCAUGUACAAUAAUAGAGAAUUGAUCUAGAAUGGAAUCAGAUAAUUGAAUGAAAUGAAUCUGGUACGCAACAUGUUUUAUAUUCCGGUCACCUCACCUCUGUACAGAAUAGUCGAUAGGAAUGGUGGAGUGUAUACA
Molecule: messenger RNA, 1646 nt
Organism: Monascus purpureus
Lineage: Eukaryota; Fungi; Ascomycota; Eurotiomycetes; Eurotiales; Aspergillaceae
Source: the annotation of a GenBank genome assembly